Dicrocoelium dendriticum is the source of this 4075-nucleotide messenger RNA. The record is from the annotation of a GenBank genome assembly. NCBI's taxonomy places the organism in Eukaryota, Metazoa, Platyhelminthes, Trematoda, Plagiorchiida, Dicrocoeliidae.
GUCGUCCUGUACUGCAGACCUCUCGGUUGACAAGUAUUUCUUCGUGCUACCUCUGGUUUACGUCCUUUAUCAUUUUCCAAUGGCUUCCAGAUGUGUCUCCUGUAGUAAAAGUGUCACUCACCGAUCGAAGGCCGUACAGUGCUCUUUGUGUGAUGGUUGGAUUCAUGCUGCUUGCUGUGGUAUCAGUCCGGGCCUAUAUGGACAUCUACAACGGACACCGUCUCAAGCUAUCGCUUUCUUUUGUGACUCAUGCAGAGUAACAACCAGUGACAGACGUGUACUUGCCGGUUUACCAGCGCUUAGUCCACGUCCCUCUCUUCAUCACACUGCGCUGAUUGCUUCCCCGGACUUAGUUUUACCUGUGGGUCCUUCUUCCCCCUGUUCUGGAUUCGUAACUCCUAUCGGUAAGCAAAGUCGUGCCACGUCUCCCUCAGUACAUCUUUCUGCUCGGCAUGCCGAGCCUGCGGUCAGGACCUAUGCAUCUGUGGUGAGAGGACUCGCAGCGCCGUCAGGCAGUCACAACUCAGCUAUGCGAGAAGCGAAGCCAAAAGCAAAAUCUAGUAUCAAAGCCAAGCCCUCUUCUCAAUUGGAGUUUAACAAAGUUCUUGAUAGACUUACUCAGUUGGAGAACUUGGUUAAGGACACAUCGAUUUCUCCUAAGCAACAGACAUCUAGGGACUCCCAUCGUCCCUCUCGUGACCGCUGCCUUAUAGUGGUAAAUGCGCCGGAGUCUUCUAAAUCUACGCCAGCUGAAAGGAUCCUAGAUGAUGAAGUGUUUUUAAUAAGGAUGAUUUCACUGUUGUUUGAUGAAGGUGAACCGGGGAUAAAUGUUGUUUCUGCCUUUCGCAUUGGCAGGAAGCAGGAGGACUCUACAAAGUCUCGUCCUCUCAAGAUCGUAUGCCAAAACGAGGAUGAAUGCAGGCGCAUCCUCCGACGCACUUCACGUCUCAAAGGAGAAUCGUUUUAUGUUCUGAGAGAUCUGUCCCCUGAAGAUCGGAUAAAAAUGAAGAGUGCGGUUGGUGAACUUCGAACCCGCCGGGCAAAUGGUGAGACGGACCUUCACAUUGUGGAUUUUCGAGUGGUUCCGAAAACUCCGAGAACCCGCUGGAGACCCAUCCUUGUCCUACCCGGACAGUGAGGUCGAAGACCGGUUUGAGUGUGUUGUCCGCUAAUGUGCGCAGUUUGCGGAACAAACUGGACGAGAUUCAACUCCUUGCCAUGGAUAAUCAACCUGAUUUGAUGGCUUUCUCUGAGACCUGGCUGUCCCCGAACAUCCGUGACUCGGAAGUAUAUAUCCCUGGAUAUCACUUCUCCCGAGCAGAUCGCCACGGAGUGAGGUCAGGCGGGGGCGUUAUACUCUAUUGGAGGACGAACCUCAAGGCGCAUUUGCUUGAUGCUACUUGUGAUAUAGAUGGUGGCUUCGAAGCUCUGUGGUGUCGUAUUCAUGACGGGUGUAGAUCUCUCCUGGUCUGUGUCGCCUAUAGAUCUCCCUUGGGUUCGGGAGCUCUUUUACUGGAUUCAAUUAAAUCGCACGCCAAAGGUAAGGACUGCUUAAUUGUUGGAGACUUCAAUGCACCUGGCAUUGACUGGGACCUGCUUUAUUGUGGUCUUCCUUUUGACUCUUUUGAUGCCCUUCUCCUUCAGACCGUUCUCGAUUGUAACUUGUCUCAGCAUGUAUUUUCACCCACUCGGUUUUUCUCAGGCCAAACGCCGCACAUUCUUGAUCUAGUGUUAUCCCCGAUGCCGUCAGAUGUCACCGACCUGGUUAUUAUGCAACCUAUUGGUAAGAGCGAUCACUGUGCUAUUUCCUUCCAAUGGACACGUCGGUUUUCUGUUCAUGACCAAGGUGAUUUCCGGCGUAAUUUCUGGCGAGCCGAUCCACAGCGUCUGCAGGAGGCUGCUUCUAACAUGGACUGGACCAUUCCUCAUUUUUUGUGUGUUGACGAUGCUUGGACUCACUUUUACUCCAACAUGAUGUCGCUAAUCAACCAGGUUGUUCCUAUUUCUAAAAGUAGAGGUCUAACAAGUGGUCCUCCUUGGAUUGACAAACAGUUGAGGUCUCUGAUGAAUAAAAGACGCAAACUAUGGGAUCGAUUCAAGUGUACACAAUCGACGGCCGACUACUUGCAGUACAAAACGCUUAGGAACCUUUGUAUCCUGAAGAAGCGGGAGAAUCGCCAAAACUACGAAUUACAGUUAGCUGUGCAGUCCAGGUGCUCCCCCAAAAUGUUCUUCUCAUAUCUGAAAAGGGGUACCAAAGGUGGUAAUGGCAUUCCAUCUCUGUAUUCCAGUGAACACGCUGCCUUACUUCAGGAGGAUGCUGCGAAAGCGGAUCUCUUAGCUCAACAGUAUUCAUCCGUUUUUACCAAUGAAACUCCGUUUUCUGACGUAGUACUCCCAUGCUCAUCUUUGCUGGAUCAUCUCGAGAUCAGUACGGAAACUGUUACUCAAUUCCUUCUUCAGUUAGAUCCGAACACCUCGCCCGGUCCUGAUGGCCUGCACCCACUGUUUCUCAAGACCGUGGCUAAGUACAUUGCAGCCCCAGCUUGUCAUGUGUUUCGUUGCUCUAUUGAAUCCGGACGCCUUCCAUCAGCCUGGAAGCUGGGUAUUGUCAAGCCCAUAUUUAAAGGAGGGAACCGCCAAGACCCAGCAAACUAUCGUCCCGUUUGCCUAACAUCAGUAAUGUGUAAAAUUAUGGAACGGAUUCUCAAGGGAGCUCUCAGCCUUUACUUCGAAGACCGGAAUGUGAUUUCUACUGCUCAGCAUGGCUUUCGUAAGUCACGCUCGUGUACCACCAAUUUGUUAGUUGCCAGAGAGAAAUGGGCGAACUCUCUGGAUGCUGGCAAACGUAUGGAUGUUAUCUACGUAGAUUUCAGCAAAGCGUUUGACAAAGUUCCUCACGAGCGGCUUUUGUUCAAACUUCAAGCAAUUGGUGUCUCUGGGAGGGUUUUGUCGUGGAUUUCGGAUUUCCUUUCAGACCGAAUUAUGCGAGUUAAGGUCAACAAUACGUAUUCACCCUCCGUCCUUAUGAGCAGUGGCGUUCCUCAGGGCUCUGUUCUUGGACCAGAGUUGUUCAAAUUCUUCAUUAACGACCUGCCUUCAACCCUCCAGACCGAAUGCUUGAUCUAUGCAGAUGAUUUGAAGUUAUGGAUGGAGGUAACCAGCGCUGAGAAUGCUGACUGCCUCCAAAAUACACUGGAUCGGCUGCACGAUUGGUCUCUUAAAUGGCAGUUGCCUAUAAAUCACGAUAAAUGUUCUGUACUCCCCAUUGGUGCUACUGAACCAUUCGGUGUUUACCACCUUGGUGGUUAUUUGCUUAAUGAUGUGAAACAGGAAAGAGACCUUGGUGUUAUAGUAUGCUGUGAUCUAAAAACCACCCAAGAUACUUUGAAGAAGGUUGCUGCGGCUAACAGACUACUGUGUUCUAUCCGAAGAGCCUUCUCACGAUUGACGCCGGAAAUCUUCAGACUUAUCUUUUCCUCCCAUGUGCGUCCAAUCCUCGAAUAUGGAUUACCCGCAGUUCAUCCACUUUCAAAGCUUGAACAUGGCUUGAUUGAAAAAGUUCAGCGACGCGGUUCUAAGUAUGUCUUUGAGUUCCGACACCUGCCAUAUCACCUUCGUCUCCAGCAUUUGAAUAUGUUCUCCUUGGAAUAUCGGCGUCGCCGAGGCGAUCUGAUCUACGCUCGGCGCAUUCUGCGAGGCGAGAUAGGAAACGAGCUCCAAGAUUUCUUCCAGGUUAACACUGAGUGUUCGACUCGGGGCCACUGCUGGAAACUGUUCAAACCUAGGAGACUCAGACUUCGCUCUGAUUUUACACUAUCGACUCGUGUGGUGAACGACUGGAACUGCUUGCCUAAUUCCGUCGUCAACGCGCAUACGGAAGAAUGUUUUAAACGAUUGUUGGAUUUAUACCUCUUGAAUUUGCAGGGAUCUUGUUGUUUCUUAUGUAACUGUGACAAUUUAACUUGUUAAUUGCUGUUGCGCCAACACCUGCUAUGAUUGGGAGGUGAUGGAGCUGACAAAGGUCUUUCCUUCUGCUCUCUAUAAUACAAUGAUUACAAUGAUUACAAUGAUU